This is a messenger RNA of Cylicostephanus goldi, 591 nucleotides long. The record is from the annotation of a GenBank genome assembly. Lineage: Eukaryota; Metazoa; Nematoda; Chromadorea; Rhabditida; Strongylidae.
ACUAUAGAUCGAAUGCAUCCACUUGGAAAAGGAGCUUUUGGAGCCGUAUAUGCUGGACACUUUAAGACUCAGGAUGGUGAAAAAGUACCCGUGGCUGUUAAAAGUCUUCGCCUAGUUUGCACAGACAAAGACCAGAGACUCCCUUGGAUUACCGAGACAGAAAUGGCGCAGGUAUGUUCAAAACGUACCAUCCAAACGUCGGGUGCGCGGACCAACUGUGGAAGUCAACUCAACCAUCCCAAUAUCGUGCGCUUUUAUGGAUUUUGCAUGGAACCUACAGACAGUAAUAUCCUUCUCAUUUUUGAGAAACUUGACAAAGGCGCAUUGGAUACGUUUUGCAGGAAGUUGAACUAUCGAAUGAGCGUAAAUGAAACGGUUGAUUGGCUUUGUCAAAUAGCCCGCGGUAUGGCACAUUUGCACGCUCAAGAACCUUCAAUAGUCCAUGGAGAUUUGGCCGCGCGUAAUGUUUUGGUAACUACUCAUCCAGUGGAUAAAGCUAGGUUCAUUAUGAAACUCACGGAUCUAGGAAUAUCAAAGAGGACACGUUCGGAAACGUUUGCCACAUACGACGAUCCAAACAAAAUCCCGUGA